Messenger RNA from Pieris brassicae (large cabbage white), 2214 nucleotides. RefSeq names its product conserved oligomeric Golgi complex subunit 2 (gene Cog2). Lineage: Eukaryota; Metazoa; Arthropoda; Insecta; Lepidoptera; Pieridae. Gene Ontology annotation, biological process: Golgi organization; protein transport; intra-Golgi vesicle-mediated transport. The transcript is spliced from 6 exons. Gene Ontology annotation, cellular component: membrane; COG complex. The record is from RefSeq and is a predicted model, not a curated record. The coding region runs from base 123 to 2201 and encodes 692 amino acids.
GCUUACGUCAGUGUUGUCAAAAUGAUAAAAAUUACAGAGUGCAGGGACGAUUAUAAAUAAACAUUUUAUCCGUUCCUAAUAAAUAAUGGUGCCUUAAUUGCAAUAUACGUAAAGCUAAAGAUAUGGAGAAAGAUAUAAUAGAGUUUACUCUACCGCCAGCUCCACGAGGAUUGUGUUUUGACCGAAAUGAUUUCGUCAAGACUAACUUUUCAGUGGAUAAAUUCUUGGCUGAACAUCAAGAUGUGGCCUCCUUAGAAACUAUGCGUGACGAUUUGGGCGUGUACCUUAAAGUGUUACGAUUGGCGAUGAUAGAGCUUAUAAACAAGGACUAUGUCAACUUCGUUAAUCUAUGUGCUACAUUAAUUGGUUUUGAUAAAACAAUCGUUAAAAUUCAAGCCCCAUUAGGUCAAUUACAUGAGGAAGUUGAAGACGUAAAAAAAUGUAUAGAAGAUGCUAUGCAUGAAUUGUCACUGUGGUUAAACAAAAGACAUGCUCUUAUAAAAAAGAAACAACUUCUAAAGUUUUACAGUCAAACAAUUAAUUGCCUGAAUUCUCUAGAUAACAUACUACAAGAUAUUACAGACAAGACACGUCAGGAACAGAUAAUCUUAGCUGAUAGAGCAGCUAUGGAGUAUAAUCAGUUAAAAUUUUCGAUAGGAAAAUGUGACAGUGUAACAAAACCACAACAUAAAAAACAAUACAAUGAAGUUGGAGGCAGGUUAGUUCAGAUAUUAAAUGAUCUGAUCUUUCAAUUUUGGAACGAUAGAAAUGAAGACAACUUACUGAAAACACUGAUGAUUUUAACAUCAUUAGAUAGGAUUACUGAAACAGAAAUGUUAAUAAGAAAGAAGGCAGUAGCCCCAUUAUUACAAGAAAUCAUUAGUGAGCCCUCUUUACAAAGAAGUAAAGAGGGCCUUAAUGGGAUAUUUGAAAGAAUAUUCUCUUUACUAGACACAAAACUAAUGUUGCUAUUAAAAGUAACUCAACAUUCCAAGUUAACUUUUCAAAUGCAGAAAUUCAGGUUUUUAGUAAACUGUUUUUGGUGUGAAAUUGAACACCGUUUAGAAGUCAAUCUGGCAUCUAUAUUUGCACCUGGGAAUCCUCAGCUAUUUUAUAGGCGUUACAUGGAAAGUAUGCAAUUUAUAAAAAAGCUUGAAACAUAUUGUCAUUGCAAUGAAACUGUUAAAUUACUACACUCUACAGCAGAGUAUAAAAGUUUUCAACGAAGGUGGAAUCUCCCUGUUUACUUUCAAAUACGUUUUCAAGAAAUUGCAGGUAGUUUUGAAGCAAGUUUGAAUUUAAAUCCAGUGCAACAAAACAAAGGUGAAUUUGUGCUAGAAGAAACAUCCAAAUGUUGGAAGGCAUUACAAAACUGUUGGUCAGAGGGCAUCUUUAUUGAAGCUUUAUCCCACAAGUUUUGGAAGUUAUCUCUACAACUUUUAUCAAGAUAUUGUUCUUGGAUAAAAUCAUACUGUACACAAAGACCAAGGGAUGCUGAUGUGACUGUGACUGUUAAUAGAAGCCUUAUAACAGAUUGUUUAAAUAUAUAUGUUGAUACUCUCACUUUACUACAGAAGUUGCCAAGCUUUAUACAGAAUGUAGAGAGCAAAGUAUCUAACCAAAAGGUGAAAAUGUUAAUAAAGCAAAGCAUUUUGACCUCUGAAAUGCUUAUCCAUGAGAAUAAAGCAAUAAUUAAAGAAUGUAUGGUUAAAGAAUUAUUUGAUUAUUUAAAUAUGCAGUUGAAACAAGUAAGUGAUAUACCUCGGCUAUACCGUAAAACUAAUAGAAGUGUACCUACAAAGCCUUGCAGUUAUAUUGACAUAAUUAUAAAGACAGUUAAGGACUUUAGAGAAGACUCUGAAAGGAGACUGGAUAAUGCAUUUUUGGUUGAAAUUUUUGAAUCACUAUUUAAGACAAUGACAGAAUCAUAUUUUAAAUGUGUAGAAGAUGUUCUUACAUCUGUUCAAAAGACAGAAGAAUCACUAAGAAGACUGAAACAAAUCAGAGAAUUAUCAUCACAACAAAACAGUGAAACUGCUGGAAUAACAGAUGGUGAUAAAAUUAGAUUACAAUUGAAUGUUGAUGUUGUGUGCUAUAGUAAAUUAGCACACUCCCUAAACAUAAAUUUAAAUAAUGUGCACAAGUUAUCAGAAUUAACUUCUAUGACAUUGGAAGCUGUAAAAAAUAUAGAAAAUAAAUGAUUUUGGCAUGUUA